Lineus longissimus is the source of this 1560-nucleotide messenger RNA. RefSeq lists its product as uncharacterized. Lineage: Eukaryota; Metazoa; Nemertea; Pilidiophora; Heteronemertea; Lineidae. Bases 294 to 881 code for a protein of 195 amino acids. The record is from RefSeq and is a predicted model, not a curated record. The transcript is spliced from 6 exons.
CUGUAAAAUCUUCGAAAAGAACUCCUCUUCAUCGCUGGUCGACUGGGAUUUCCCGGCUAUAUUUAGUAUCAGUGGAAAGCUUGGAAUCUCCUCUCGGGGAGUGUUCCGAUGCCAAUGAAGGUUGAUACGUCGUUCACGAUAUAAACCAAUGAAAACCAUCAAAACAAGCACCCCAUGGCUGUAAACAAAAACGUGAUUGUUGCCAACGAGACGCUGAAAGACGAUCGCUGAUUGGUCGAAAUCACGCCGCGCAUGCGCUGUUUACAUAUCGAGCCUUAUUUCCGUUCUAAGCCAUGGAGUCUGAAAUAGCCACUUUGCUCAAUUUAAACGCCAAUGAUCGCGAUAAUCUAUCGAAUUUAGUCGGGGAAUUCUUUGGAGAGUCUUGGAUAGAUGACCAAGAAGACGUACAAAGCGAUUUGGAUGAUGGAGAGGAGUCAGAUGAGGAUGAAUUUGACCAGACUUCUGGGACCUUCGAUUCGGUCAUGAAUAGCCAAGCUGCUGCAGAGUACAAAGAGUGCAAUGCUGGCGAUUUUGGCCAGGCUGAGUGGGAAAAGUCCUCUAAGUUCAGUUGUACUUGCAAGCAUAAUGAUGGCCAGCCUUGUCAUCAACGGUACACAGCCCAAGAUAAGGUGCAUAGGAGAAUGGCCAUGAUGCAGCUGACACCAAGGGAGCAAAUGCUCGUUCUUUUAGGGAAGCUAUCGUGUGGAAUAAACUCCUCGGAGAUGACUGCUAAAAGCAGGAGAAAGGAGCAGACUCCAUGGAAGUUGAAUCAGAAGACAACCUUCUGGCUUGAGGGACAGCGGAUUUGUCGAGAUACAUUCAUGUUUUUGCAUGUGAUUGGAAGCCCUAAACGUCUGACUGAUCACCGAAAAUGGACUUGAGCCCAAGGAAAAGAAAUCAGGAGGGAGGAAGUCGAACACCAAGUCAUUUACCUUUGAUGACACGCAGAGGGCUGUGCGCUUCCUGACUAAUUAUUCUGAGGAGAAUGCCCUUGUUCUCCCUGGUCGGGUCCCUGGGUUUAAGAGGGAAGACAUACAGUUGUUGCCUUCAUCCCAUACAAAGAUUUCAGUGUACAACUGCUACAAGGAAUCUUUAAAAGAUACAGGAGUGCUUCUUCUUGGCCGGGUGCGAGGCAGUUCAAGGCCAAAUUAAUAGCCUCUCGUGCUUUCUGAGUAUAUAACCUAACAGUGCUACUACCACAUUCUUCAAGGGAUUUCAUCAAUCGGCCCUGGAUGGGCUCAAAGCCACCAUGUUGCAAGAAGUUGCUAAGACCGCCAAGCUGCACGACUCUUGGAGCUGGUGUGGGUGCCCAUGACACAUCACUCAGGUUCAUCGGGACUGGAGAGUCAUCACUACCGGUACUCGAUGGAUAAACUGGAGACUGGAAUGGAAAAACAACAAAGUUAUUUGCAGUUUUUAUUAGCAUGUUAAGACUGGAUUCUUACCGGAUGAUCAGAGUCAGCAAAGUCAAAUGAGCCAGAGGAGCCUGGCUCAGCAAACCCGAUUGCAGAAGGAGCUGGCACAGUGUGCCUACCAGUUGAUGUUGUUGGGAUGUAAACA